AUGUACCUCCCGGGCCAGCAAUUGGUGUCGUGGUCUAAGACCGGUUUGAUUGCCUAUGGAGACUCAAAGUCACCAGAAGGGAACUUCUGCGUAACCUUUCUAGAGACUGUGAAUGGCACCAACUGGAGGUUUCACCCGCCUAAGAGGUACAUUAUACAUCCUCAACUGCACGAGGUGCCUGCAAGUGGUAUUGGAAAUGCACUGACACAAACCGGUAACUCACUUAAUGGCUCUGGGAGCACUCCUAAUGUGGCCGCGCUGAACAAUGACAAGCAUGCUCAUCAAUUCUUUUACAAUAUUUCUUCUGUACACUGGAAUAACUGGUUCAGCUUACCAGGGGAUAUGCUCGCAGUUUGCGAUGAGAUAGGUAAUAUGACGAUGUUAAUCUCAGGUCAGAGCCCGGAGGGUCCAUCCACGAUCGAUAAACUAACCAUGCUCUUCCAAGACAACGUCUACAAGAUUUACAAUCAUGUCAUGCCUUUAAACACCGUGUCAAAUUCAUCUCCAAAGGGUAAGUUAGAGAGAAAGCAGACCAAGAAAGAAUAUCAUACCACCAUAUUGGAUUUCCAUUGGUUAAGCUCUUCUAAGCCAGUUAUUAUAUCUCAGUUCUGUGCGUUUGAUAGCUCAGCCAAUGUUUAUAGGAAUAAAGCACAGCCAAUUCCUCCAUUUAGUGUCUUCCAUCCGCCCUUCAUGAAAUAUGCCUGCGUAGCUGUACGAAAGAAUGGUCAAAUAGACUUUUGGUAUCAAUUCUCGAAUUCUAAAGAUCAUAAAAAAAUCACUUCACAACUCAUGACCAGCCAGGACCAACGUACCAAAGAAUUCGAUUGGCUCUUAUUUGCCAAGGUAACUCCAAUUAAUGAUGACCAAAGUAUGCUGAUAACCACUUAUUCCCAGUUGUCAAAAAGACUUACUUUUUUCAAGCUACAUAUGAGCUGGAAUGUUAAUACUGCCAACCCAACACUUCUGAACGAUCCAUCAUUGAAAAUUUCCCACAUUUUCGAGACUACCUUAGAUGCCGUUGACGAGGAAGGCUACGUACUUGAUCUCGCACAUCUUCAUGUCUUGUCUAAAUCACCACUGGAAAAAAAUGCAUCACCAGAGAUACUGCUGGUCUACGAUGUUUGCGGGACGAACAAAUCGCUUGUCAGGCGAUUUAGACUAACAAAAACGCUAUUGAACAACAAUUUCAUUAGCAUAUUGAGGCCAAAUCGUCCUGCAGAUACGGCUAAGCAGCCAACAAUAUCCAAGCGCUACAAUCUUCAUUAUGUUGACAAGCUCUUGCUUGAGAAUAAGAUUGUCUCGGUAACAUCAGAGAUGCUGGAUGGCUUCACCACCUUUUACGCAGAAGACGGAUCUGUCACGUCUUAUAAUCCGAGUGACUGGAAAUCGGAAAGUGAGAGGUUGCCAACUCAAAGCCAAGAAGCUAAAUUUCGCGAUAUUAUCACGUCAAUCUUGAGUACCGGGUUCAAGUAUCCCAAAAUACCUCCAGCAUGUGCAGUUGAAUGGAUGCAGGUAUCCCCCGCUAUGUGCGGUGUCAUCUUCAAACUGAAUAAAUGUGACACUCCAAAAUUUUACUCUAUCUUUGGGGAGGAAUACAAGGAUCCAACAAAGGACAACAUUCAUGCUGCUGCUUUUGCCUUCGGAUUUGUUGCUAGCAUACAUCGCCAGCUAUCAUCCGAAGAUUUAACAAUUGCAUGCAAAUCUCAUGUCUUAAAGAUUGCUAAAGCUGAUGAGAAUAGAGCUAAAGAAUUUAUCACUAAUCUAAUGGCCUCUGUCUACUCAUUCUUCAAUGUUUCGCCUGAUGCGAGAAAGGAGAUAAUGGAUAAAAUGAUCUCGAGUAGACCUAUUCAAAAAACCAUGUUACUUCAAUUGGAACUCGGUAGCUGCUUCACUCAGAGCAAUAUUUACAAAAUGGCUCGAGUGGUCAUGUCAUUGAGAAAUGUGCUCUUUGCAUUUAGUGGCGUUGCUCGUAACCUUCAUUUUGCCAUAGAACAGUUGAGUAAUAGUACAAUUCAGCAUUCCUCAGGAAAUUCAUUCCAGACUUCAUUUUCCAAGCAAGACUUAGUACAUUCAUUGAUUCCUAUUUCCAAAUGGUUUGUCAAGUUUGUGACUUUUUUAAUCCAAGAAGUCAUUUUGUUAAUAAAUGAUCCCCAAGAGCAGUCGAACACUCUAGUGCUUGGUAUAUUCGGCGCAAGAAUGCCUAGGACGCUAAUUUUAUCGAUUCUAAAUGAGAUUAAGAAGGUAACACAACUAGUAACUAAAUUCCCAGAGACCACCUAUCCAGUUCUCAAUGAAUCAUCGAAUUUCCUAAAGAUAGUGCUUGGUGAAUCGCCCGUCAACUUUGAAAAGUUUGAAACUUUCUUGGUUGACGUUAAUAACAAAUUUACCGCCUUUAACGAGCAACAGCCAUCAAGCUCGCGCGAGCCCUCAUUAUUGGUUAAAGCCGAAAUACCUUCAAACGUCUCAAAAAUCGGAGACUUCCUACUGGCAUAUUCGAACAAUGCUGUCAUAUCUCAUGUAAAGGCCAACUCGGUUUACUUUGCCGACACAAGCGGUUUGAGGAUAUCGAACGAUGAGUUCUUUGAGCCCGAGGUAUUUAGGCUCUUACAACCGCUGGAAAAGGGCCUGGUGAUAGACGAUGAAGAUUUCCCAGAAAAGUAUAGAAACUCCAAAUCUUUUUGCCAAGUUGAUUACGAUGCAAUAUCUUAUGACCAUUUGAGCUCAGAAGAACUGAAGGAUGGAAAGUUAAAGAGGUGUUGCAGAUGUGGAUGUGUCACUAGAGCCGGCUACGUCAUAUUUAACAACAAGACCAUAGUCCCCACAAGCAUUCAAACCAAACGAUGGCCCACAAUUUAUGCAAGAAUAUGUAUAUGUUCCGGUUUCCUCUAUGAGCUGGAAACGUGA
Molecule: messenger RNA, 2904 nt
Organism: Torulaspora delbrueckii
Lineage: Eukaryota; Fungi; Ascomycota; Saccharomycetes; Saccharomycetales; Saccharomycetaceae
Gene: SIN4
Product: Sin4p
Exons: 1
Coding region: 1-2904 (967 amino acids)
Biological process (GO): positive regulation of DNA-templated transcription
Cellular component (GO): mediator complex
Source: RefSeq, a predicted model, not a curated record